AUGCGGGGGAAAGAUGUCACCGUGGAUAACGACGUGAUGAAGAAAGUCUUCAGGUUCAACCUAGUCGGAAAACGAAGCAAACCGGCGGAUUUCAACGCAAAGACGAGUUGGAAGGAACUUUCCCCCGACACUACAUGGGACUCCCGUGGCAUGCCGAACGGCUUAGUUCAAGACUUAGCCACAGUGGUUGUGCACCGAUUCAUCGCCUAUAACAUCACGGGGAAAAAGGAGGCGAACAAACUGAGUGAAACCGAGCUCUAUCUUGUAUGGGCAAUGCGCGCGGGAGUGAAGGUGUGUUCGAUGACUUUUUUGCAAAACUCCUUGCAAGAGGUGGCUCUCGAAAAAUGUGGCAUACCGGCUCUCGGACACGUUGUGACGGCUUUGGCCAAACACUUCGGCAUCCCCGAUCAACCCGUAUUUAUCGACGCGACGUGGUCCAUGGAAGGCGAUCCAAUGAGGUGUAUUAAUGAACAUGAGCUCCGGCAAGCCGACCUCAUUCAAAACUGA
Molecule: messenger RNA, 507 nt
Organism: Striga asiatica
Lineage: Eukaryota; Viridiplantae; Streptophyta; Magnoliopsida; Lamiales; Orobanchaceae
Source: the annotation of a GenBank genome assembly